Trypanosoma brucei brucei TREU927 is the source of this 4626-nucleotide messenger RNA. RefSeq lists its product as hypothetical. Gene Ontology annotation, molecular function: ATP-dependent chromatin remodeler activity; ATP binding. Bases 1 to 4626 code for a protein of 1541 amino acids. The transcript has a single exon. The record is from RefSeq and is a predicted model, not a curated record. Lineage: Eukaryota; Euglenozoa; Kinetoplastea; Trypanosomatida; Trypanosomatidae.
AUGGUGGGCAACGGGAACGACACUGUGCUGACUGAUGGUGACGAUGAUGAGUGUAUCGCUGAGCAGGAAGACAAGGUAACGAAAGCGCUACAGGCACGACUGCGGUGUGGAAUGCAGCGCUUUGCAACGUCGGCAACGAAUCAGGGGGGACUAGUCAAACCCUCCGGGCCACCGAGUUCAGUUGCAGCCGCCGCUCAACGUAGUACGACCACGAAAAGGGAUAAUCUCACUAACAGCCGGCGUCAGGAGAUUUUUGUUGAGCACGUGAAGCACUUUAUGCGAUACACGGUGAUUGCCGAUAAGGCCCGGAAGUUGGUUUCGCUCGAAGAACGGCCGAAGGAGGAUCCAGAUGUUGGGAACGACCGCGUAGAACUACUGCGGAUUCACGUGUCCUUGCCAUGCGUAUGGCGCUACAUACUGCACGAGUGGGAGCGAGUGGAAGAAGCGUCUAAGAAAUCAUCGUCGUUGGCAGCAUCCCGUGAUGCCUCAGUGAGCAGACUCGUGAGUUUAUUCAUGAAGUGCCUUAACUCUUUAGAUGGCAUUCACGCGCUUCUAUUCAUUGCUUGUGCAGCUUGCCGUGCGUUGGAUUUGACGGGCGGCGUAACGAGCGUUCUAUUGCACUUGUUGCUGGAGACUGGUCGCGUGGAGGAGGACCGCCUUUUGAAAUCAGAUAGUGGGGAGCUCGUGUACAAGGCGAUCGAAGAAAUUGAUAAGGAAAUGCAUAGUCGGUUUGGGGGCAGCGACUGUUGUUAUUUCCAGACUCACUCGUACCUUUUGUUGUUAAUAUGGUACACCCAAAGGGAUGUGUCCGACAACGGAGGUCCUCUGAAAAUGAGCCACCAAGUCGUCCUUUCACAGGCAUUUGUGAAGGCGACAUCGCCUUACCAAACGGCGCGCACGCGAAGGGGAAGUAAAGCAGCGGCUUCUGUUGCUCCCUCUGAGGAAUCAGGGAAGAGAAAGCCGCGCGGCCGGCGCUGCGCGGGAAGCAGCGAAGACGGUGCCGCGUUAUCAGGUUUUGAUCGGCAUGCGACUUUGGUGACGGAGGUGCAGGAGCAUGAGACGAGGUGGGCGGAAGACAGUUCCAAAUUCCUUUUCAGUUUGUACGCUCUUCAAAAUGCCAGCGGUAGUGCCUCCUACGGCAUGAAGAAACUGGCGCUCCGGGAGGUCAUGGGAGCCGUGUUCCUCUUCCACCGCGUCCUUUCUGAAAGCGGAGUGAAUGACUUCCUAUUGGAAUCAAAGGAAAGCCGCAUAAGGGAGUUACAUGAAUGGUCGUUGUCAAAAGGCUUUGUCACGCCCCCUCUCACACAUGGUGGUGAGAGCAGCAACAACGGUACCACUGUUAACAGCUUUGCUUCAACUGAUGUUGGAGAGGAUGGUCUGAACGUAAUGAGUAUGGCCGGAAGGACCUACCGUGAAUGUACUGACGUGGAGAGAAGUUUUCCACGCGUGGCGAAUGCGCGAGCUAUGCUUCAACACGUCACGCAGAUUGCUGCCGCUAAUUACCGUGGGAACACACGUGCAGUAGGGGAGGGGUUCCCCCAUGAGUAUAUUCGGGCACGUCUGCAUCCUCACCAAGUAGAGAGCCUCGCUUACAUGCUUGAACGGGAAACGCGUGGUCUGGCACAGUACGUUGAACUUCGUGGCUUCUUUGAAGCUACCUCAGGCUUACCCUCAGAAGUUGCGGAUCGAAGUGCAGGAAGAGGGAGCAGAGAGUUUUCACUCUUCUACUCUUCCAUGUCCUCUGAGUGGUUCAUUGUGCGCAGUGAUUCUUUGUCUGCUCGCUUCGCUCGUCGAGCACUGCAUUGCGGUUUUUUAUGUGAUGAAAUGGGAUUGGGUAAAACGCUGGUAGUGCUCUCCCUGUGUGCAACCGCAAAGAAGCGUGCCAUUGAGUUGGAGGAAACAGAAGUACCGACGGUCACCACAUUAGGCACCGUGAAGGGGUCUAAUGUGGGUGCCGUCAACAAGGCAUUUGCAGAGAGUGAUGCCGGCACGGCGGGCGCAGGUGAGGAUGAACCGAUCUAUUUGUGGCGACACAUCCGGGUUCGUAAAACAGGUGCACCGUGGUCAGAUAUGUUGGAGGUUUUAUACGGCAGCUUACCGCAGCCGGUGUACCUUCCCACACCAAAGCCGCUUCCGAAAACGACCCUUGUGGUGGUGCCGCUCUCACUAUUGAUUCAGUGGGUGUCGGAAAUUGAUCGCUUUUAUCCACUUGCUCGAUACAUAUUGUUUCACGGCCCAUCGCGGCAGCGCUACACCUAUGAAGACUUUUGCUCUGCCGAUUUUGUGAUCACCACGUACGAAACCGUCGGUGCCCACCUGCGAGUGGAGACAGAUGCAGCGUUUCGUCUUCUAACUAUGACGCUGCCGUAUAUGGAACAUAAAGAUGCUUCCUUGGCGCAGUGGGAUACCUUUUGCCGCGGAUGUAACGAACGUCGGGCCCGGGCAGCGUCAGCGUCCCAAGGGGUAAAUGACUGCGAUGGAUCCGCUGAUGUCUUCGAUAGCAUUCUUAGCCUGUUUGAAUCGGCCCGGAGGCAAGUAGUUCUGGAGGCGGAAGGGGCACCGCCCGGUCCGACACUUGACUUUGUUUCUCAGUGGGACAAAACGUUUCGAGAGUUCCUGCGGAGUGACGUUCUUUACCUGACGGAUUUCGUCUUUGAACGCAUUAUACUUGACGAAUCGCAGAAGUGCUCGAAGACCUCCAGGCUUCAGUACCUCCAGGCUCGCCGACGAUGGGUUGUGUCGGGAACACCCAUCAACAACAACGACGUCAACUCUCUUCAACCUUUAUUUAAGUUCCUGUGGGCCGAGCUUAGUCCAUCGUAUUCUGUGUCUCCACUAAGCGCGUUUUAUUGCUCCUCUUACGACAAACAGCGGCACAUGAUCUCCGCCCUCAACGCAUUCAGAAGUUCGAGGAAGAUGGCACGAUAUGCGAUUAACAGCUUUUACGUCGGCCGUCACUCAAAGUCGUCCCCAAGUGACACACGACAUGUCCUGACCCAACCGGCAAUAAGGAAGCCACUGUGCAUGUGUAGGCUCUGCAAUCCGUUUACUAAGCAAACAGUUUAUCCGAAAUCCCCUGUGCUCACUUUGAAGGAUGCAUUGUAUCGUCGUGUAACGUCCGCUGCAAGCGAGGAAGAAACCGAGGGAUUCAUUUCCGACCGUGGUGGUUUGUUCCGGUCGUGGCGGUUUUCUGUGCCCUUGACACAUCUGAUGGUCCGUCAUGAGAAAACGGAGGAGCUGCAGAGGGCUCUGCAACUUUCUCCUGUCACCGAAGCGCAUGUGGAGGUUCCACUACUGGACGGCGAGCGCUUUCUCUAUGAUUACGCGGGAGACGUUGUAGCUCGGGGCGUUGCACUUUUGCAACGCCAGGGGUUGGUGGGAAACUGUUCAGCGAAGCUGCUGUCAUGGGUCUGCUUACUUGGCCGUAUGGCGUUGCAUCCUUCAACAGCCUUCGCUGACGUCCGAAACAGUGAUCAAGCACUGUAUGUGCAGUCCCAUCAGAAAAAUGAGCAAGUCGCUUCCAACUUCCUGAGUUCAGUUGUUUCCGUAACACCUAACGACGCGUUGGCGUACGCUAGGAAGCUUAUCGCGAACCGGCUUAAUACUACGGGAACCAGGAAAGGUCGGGGUGAAACCAAUGUGUUGGUUCCCCCGGAGACGACGGUGGAGACACUGCGCAAACUGACGCUUGAUCCCCCUGAAGUUCCAGAGUGCGCCAUAUGUCUCGAUACUAUGCUCCACCCAACCUUACUAAGCUGCUUCCAUCUAUUUUGUAAGGAGUGUCUGUUUGCGACGAUACAGGUGGCGAGACCAACACUUUCAAACGAAACUACCGCCCGCUGCCCUCAUUGUAGAAACCCCAAAAGCAUGAGGGAAAAAAUGAUGGUAAUUCAGGUGGAAAAUACGCAAGUAAGCACGCUGGGUGCACUCCAAGAUGAGGGCAUGGCGCCCCCCAACGGUGAAAACGUUUCUCACGAAGAACUGAAGCGACGGGUUGAUGCUGUUGGGCGCGGUAGUCGAAUUCCAAGGCUGAUUCAACUGCUUGAAGACAUAUGGGAUGAGGCCCCAGACGACAACGUGUUGGUGUUCUCAAAGGUGCCAGCGAUCCUGCAAAUGGGAGAGGCAGCCCUAAAGGAGGCUGGCUACCAAAACGUACACGUGAUCGAUAAUCACGUAACUUUGGUUCAGCGGAAGAAAAUUUUCGCCCAGCUCCACGCCAAUGCAGCGACCACCGCCUCAGCAACAGGGUCGGCCUCAGGAAGCACGCCUUCGGGUAACAACCGAGGACACGUGCUGUUUCUCUCUUCCCGGGUUGCAUGCUCAGGGCUCAAUUUGGUCUUUGCGAACCGCUUGAUUUUUAUGGAACCCAACCUCAACCCAGCCCAGCACCAGCAGGCAGUUGGUCGCAUUGACCGUUGCGGACAGUUGAAGAGAACAUAUGUGUAUGUAAUGUAUGCACCUCGCACUAUUGAGGAGAGGAUCAUGAAUCGGACCUCAGCUCUGCUGCAGGAGGCAAGUCAAGGUACUUUUCCUGACGUAGCAACAGGUCGAGGGGCUCCGGCAGGAAAUACCUCUUCAAUGGGACAAAGCGAGUUAAUUACUUUACUUCAAGCGCAACAAGCGUGA